Impatiens glandulifera is the source of this 629-nucleotide messenger RNA. RefSeq names its product NAD(P)H-quinone oxidoreductase subunit O, chloroplastic. The transcript is spliced from 6 exons. Gene Ontology annotation, cellular component: plasma membrane. Gene Ontology annotation, molecular function: oxidoreductase activity, acting on NAD(P)H, quinone or similar compound as acceptor. The coding region runs from base 64 to 525 and encodes 153 amino acids. NCBI's taxonomy places the organism in Eukaryota, Viridiplantae, Streptophyta, Magnoliopsida, Ericales, Balsaminaceae. The record is from RefSeq and is a predicted model, not a curated record.
UCCAACAACAUCAUCUUUAACACAACAACAACUAAACACAGAAAGAGAUACAGAGAGUCAGCCAUGGCCUUGUCUGCAGUUUUCUCACCAUCAAGGACAUUAACAACAACAUAUGUUCAAAUUAGAAUAAAGCCGACUCAUUCUAUUGUAAUCAGAGCUGCUGUUCAAUCGGAAGGAGAGAACGCUGCUCCUCCUCCUCCUGCUGCUGCUAAGACGAAUCCACAGCCCCCAGCAUCCCCUCCUAAGCUGCCGAGAAAACCAGUUUACUCGAUGAAGAAAGGUCAAAUAGUGAGAGUAGACAAGGAGAAGUACCUUAAUAGCAUUAAUUACUUAUCUGUCGGGCAUCCAAUUUACUUCAAAGGCUUGGAUUACAUAUAUGAAGAUCGUGGUGAGAUUCUUGACCUUCGAAAUUUCGACACUGGAGAAUAUGCACUUAUAUCUUGGGUAGGUAUUCCAACUGCCCCGGCUUGGCUUCCCACAGACAUGUUAAUCAAGUCUGAUAAGCUUGACUACACCAGGAUUUGAAAGAAGAAUAAAAUGUUAAUAGUAACAUUUAUUAUGUAAACAAUUUUGCUUUUGUAAUUGUAAACUGUGUACUAUUAAAUUAUUUGAUUUGGUUAUUUCAGUAA